Molecule: messenger RNA, 2350 nt
Organism: Pocillopora meandrina
Lineage: Eukaryota; Metazoa; Cnidaria; Anthozoa; Scleractinia; Pocilloporidae
Source: the annotation of a GenBank genome assembly
AUGUUUUUUUCUCCAGCUGUAGGCGUCGAAAUACACAAUCGGGAUUCCACUUGGAAUCCUGAGCAAUGGCAUGAAAUGGCUGAGGUUUCGUCAAACGAUGACUCAUCAGAUGAAAAAGAAGUUGAUGUGCACGUGUUAAAGGCCUACAAUGAGACUAUGACAAGGAUUGCUUCACUCACAGAACAAAAAGUUAAACAUGUUUCCGUUGGGCUUUCAAAGGAAUGGGAAGAAGCAACGGCAAAUGAAAAAGCCCUAUGUUUAGAUCACGUGGAAGAGGCAUGUCGCGCUGUUUGCAAUGUAAUCGCUCCACGAGACAGCGAGGAGUUAUUGCAAGCCUUUAAGACCCCGGCAGUAAAUGAAGUUUUCUCGGAUGACUUGACCACAAACAGGCACCUUCGAAAAACCUGAAAACCCAGAUCUUGAGCAUAUAUGCACCGCGCUAUUCAGCGAGAUUCUUAAAAAAAAUUCACGAGCCCUUUGAAAAACUGAGCGAUCGACAAAUUAAGAAGGCAAGGGCUCAUGCCAAAAAUGUCGGAGCUGGCUUUAACCUCAACAAAAUGCCACACCACAGAGUCCGAAUAGACUUGGUGAAACUUGACUCUGGGGAUCAUCUCGUCAUGCCAAAUGUCAUCAGAAUUGUUGGACGAUCAACGAUGAUUGAACAGUAUCUUAAACACUGUUGCGAGGAAGAUUUCGACCCCCUUGGAAAAUCAACGCUUUACAGAAUUUUGCAAGUAAGAGAGGCCUCUCAAAGGCGGUCCCUUCAAGGGCUAGACAACACUGCAGUAAGCGGAGCGGAAGGGUUCGAAGCAAUGCACAAGAUAGUAAAGGAAUUGGAGGAGGGUGGGGCAACUGAAAAGUGGUGUGAAGAAGUUCGAAGAACACUGAAGGAUGCCAAGCGAUACCUGAAGACAGAGUAUGGGGUGCACUGUCAGGAAGAUGGUAGUCCUUGCCCUGACCAUUGUAUGUGUUUUUCUUUAAGUGAUCCUCAAAACCCCUAGUUUCAAGGAAGUUGUUCCCAUAAACAUCAAGUUAGCUGUGAUAGUUGCGAAAGUUUGAAAUCCGUGAUUCAGGCAAUUGGAAAAGAAAUUGAAUCUCCUUCGAAAACUUUUGACAACAUAGAGAAGAAAGAGGACCUGAAACACGACCAUGAUGAAGCCAGAGAGGCGAUUUUUCAGUGGAAGGCGCACAUCAUCAGGACUAAGAACCAGGAGAGAGCAAAACAGAAUUUGCUCACGUCCCUCCAAAAGAAUGCCUCCCUUAUUGUCAUGGACUGGGCCAUGAAGUUCAUCCAACUGAAAUACAGAGAAAAGCAGUCUGAGUGGUUCGGAAAGAGAGGAAUAAAUUGGCAUGUUAGUUCAGUUAUUACGAGGAAUGCAGAGGACAACGGCCUUGAGAUUAUGUCAUAUGUUCAUCUAUUCGAAAGCUGUGCCCAAGACUGGUAUACGGUUUGCGCAAUUCUGGAAAACCUUCUCGGCAACAUCAAACAGAUCAAGCCUACCGUAAACGAGGUAUUUUUGCGAUCAGAUGGCGCAAGCUGUUACCACAACAAUAAUCUAAUUGCAGCUGCUUCUAACGUUGGCACAAGCGUUGGAAUCAAGGUGAUGAGGUAAGUUGAAAAUGCUUUUUAGAUUACAACACGAACACAUUCUUCAAAGUUGCAUGCGCCUUCCAAAAGCAUGCGAACUCUUGGCUUGAUCGACUUCAGAACUUAACUUUCAUGCUGUUUCUGUUCAUUAUAGUAAGUGGUAUCUCAGAGCCGAGACAAACAAAAUAGAUCAAAAUCUUUUGAUAAUAUACUGCAGGAAUGUAAUUAUCCUCUGAACCCUUGAAACAUCGUAUACUGUCGAACCCCUGUUUAAAAGCGAAUUAAAACGCAUUUUUGUUAAACCGCAGUAGUUUACUUAUAAUUGUUCUAUGCAAAGUACAAGUAGCGAAUGAAUGCUUACCUUUCUCAAAGGGCAUCCUGGGAGAAUUCAAGUAGGUUUAUCUAUUUACCGUGUUGUCCUUUUGUUGCCUCUUCUUUAGAAUCGUUAUAAGUAUAAUUUUCAUUUUAACAUUUUCAUGAUGGGCAGAAUGUGCUGGUAGAGGCAGGAACAUACACUGAACUUACGUAGCAACAUCUGUAUUAGUAUGACAGGUAUUGAUAGAUCAGUUAUUCUAACUGAGACACUUCCUUUCCUUAUUCUAAAGGUAUGAUUUUUCUGAACCACAAUCUGGCAAGGAUGUUUGCGAUCGCAUCAUCAGUCCAAUGAAAGGGGUAAUUCGUAGAUACUGCAAUGAAGGCCAUAACAUUUUGACAGCUGCUGACAUGCACGAGGCAUUGAAAGUGAGACAAGUGAAGGGGUGA